AAAAAAAGAGGAAAGGCUGUAGGGAAGGAGAACACAAUUUACAUGUUGAGAGAGUGAAAGCGAGGUGGACUCGCGCUUCACUUUUGCAUUGAAUUUGGGGAUUUUGGCAAAUGGCGCCAAACCAAAAAGGCAAUGUUCCCGCCACUCUCACUGCUGUCUCUUUAUAUUCUUUUGAUUAAAACCUUCAAAACCAGAAAAAGGCAACAAAGAAGAAGAGGAAGAGGGAGUCCCCAAAUACACAGCUCUCAGUCUGAGAAACUCCGAGAAAAAAACUGAAAAAAGAUGGGAUCUGCAGCACUCUUGGAUUCCUCCGUUCCUAAUGGCGAAGCCCCCGUUAGUGCCGUUUCUGAUCCUUCAGUUUCAGGAAUGAAGAAAAAGAAGAGCAAGCAAAAGUCUGCAGUUUCUGACACUAAAAUGGCAGCAAAAACUAGCCAAAAAGAAAAGAAAAGAAAUGUGUCCCAGUGUAGUGAAGAGCCAGCUGGUUCUAGGAAACUGCCAAAGCGAGCUUCUGCAUGCAGAAAUUUCAAGGAGCGGUCUGUUUGCAUAUCUGAGAAGUCUUGUCUUGUUGAAACAAAGAAGGAUCAGUUUGCAGAGGAAGAGAUUCUGGCUGUACGCAUGACUUCUGGGCAAGAUGAUGGGCGCCCGAAUAGAAGGCUGACUGAUUUUAUCUUGCAUGAUGAAAAUGGUGCCCCACAGCCACUUGAGAUGUUGGAACUUGAUGACAUGUUUAUCUCUGGUCUUAUAUUGCCUCUUGAAGAAAGUUCAGACAAGGAAAAGGAAAAGGGUGUCAGGUGUGAAGGCUUUGGACGGAUAGAAUCGUGGGACAUCUCUGGUUAUGAAGAUGGUACUCCUGUGGUAUGGAUUUCGACUGAUAUUGCCGAUUAUGAUUGUCGUAAACCUGCAAGUAGCUACAAGAAAUUUUAUGACCAUUUCUUUGCAAAGGCCCGUGCUUGUGUAGAGGUUUAUAAAAAGCUGUCGAGAUCUUCUGGAGGGAACCCUGACUCCAGUCUUGACGAGUUGCUUGCUGGAGUUGUUCGCUCAAUUAGUGGAAGCAAGCACUUUUCUGGUGGGGUAUCUAUCAGGGACUUUGUUCUUUCUCAGGGUGAGUUUAUUUAUAACCAAUUGGCAGGUUUGGAUGAGACAUCAAAGAAGAAUGAUCAGAUAUUUGCAGAGAUCCCUGCUCUUGCUGCGCUACUAGAUGCGAGUAGCAAGCGUGGAAACUUUAAGGAAGCAAAAGCACCAUCUACAGGUGGGAGUUUAACCAUUGGUUUAAAAUCGGAAGAUGGAAAGAACAAAAAGAAUCAAUCUGGUUCAUCCAAAUCUACGCUGGAGGAAAAUGAGGAUGUAAAGUUGGCAAGAUUGUUGCAAGAAGAAGAGUACUGGCAGUCAAUGAAGCAGAAGAAAAAUCAGGGUUUGGCCUCCACGCCAAGCAAAUUCUACAUUAAAAUUAAUGAAGAUGAAAUUGCAAAUGACUACCCUCUACCUGCUUAUUACAAGAAUUCUCUAGAAGAAAUUGAUGAAUUCAUAGUUUUUGACAGUGAUAUCAUAUGUGACUCUGAUCAACUCCCUCGAAGCAUGCUUCAUAAUUGGUCGCUCUACAAUUCAGACUUGAGGUUGAUUCCCUUGGAACUUCUUCCGAUGAAACCAUGUACAGAUAUUGAUGUCACUAUCUUUGGGUCAGGGGUUAUGACUUCUGAUGAUGGAAGUGGAUUCUGCCUUGAUACGAAUCCUAAUCAGUCCUCUUCAUGUGGUUCAGGAGCACAAGAUGCUGAUGGUAUUCCAAUUUAUUUGAGUGCAAUAAAGGAAUGGAUGAUUGAAUUUGGGUCAUCAAUGGUUUUCAUUUCAAUCCGUACGGACAUGGCCUGGUAUAGACUUGGCAAGCCGUCAAAGCAGUACGCUCCAUGGUAUGAAACGGUUUUGAGAACAGCCAGGCUUGCAAUAAGUACCAUCACAUUGUUGAAAGAGCAGAGUCGAGUUGCACGGCUUUCUUUUGCGGAUGUCAUCAAGAGACUGUCUGAGUUCAAGAAGGAUCAUGGUGCGUACGUUUCGUCUGAUCCAGCAGCUGUUGAGAGAUAUGUAGUUGUCCAUGGACAGAUUAUACUGCAGCUGUUUGCAGAAUAUCCAGAUGAGAAGAUUAAAAGGUGUGCAUUUGUGAUUGGUCUUACAAAUAAAAUGGAGGAGAGACAUCAUACCAAAUGGUUAGUGAAGAAGAAAAAGCUUCUGCAAAAGAGUGAAGCAAAUUUGAAUCCAAGAGCAGCAAUGGGACCUGUGCAAUCGAAGAGGAAGGUUAUGCAGGCUACAACAACAAGGCUAAUCAACAGAAUUUGGGGAGAAUACUAUUCAAAUUACUCGCCAGAGGAUUUAAAAGAAGAAACUACUUCUGAUUUGAAAGAGGAGGACGAAGUUGAGGAGCAAGACGAAAAUGAAGAAGAUGAUAAUGAAGAGGAGAAGCUAGUAGUUUCAGAGGGAACUCAGAAACCUCAUGCAAUAUCAAGAACAGCUAAAUUGUGCUCAAUGAAUAAAGAAAUAAGAUGGAUUGGGGAGCCUGUUGGAAAAACAUGCUCUGGUGAAUUGCUUUAUAAAAAUGCCUUUGUUCAUGGUGAUGCGAUUGCUGUGGGGGGUGCUGUAAUAGUGGAAGACAAUGAAUCGUAUGAACUUCCCAUGAUGUAUUUUGUGGAGUACAUGUUUGAAGCAUUGGAUGGAAUCAAAAUGUUCCAUGGAAGAAUUAUAAAUCGAGGAUCUCAGACUGUUCUUGGCAAUGCUGCAAAUGAGAGGGAGGUAUUUCUGACAAAUGAAUGCUUGACGAUGGGGUUGGAGGAUAUUAAACAGGCCAUUGUUGUGGAUAUUCGCUUAGUGCCAUGGGGACAUCAGCAUAGGAAGGAUAAUGCUAAUGCUGAUAAAGUUGAUAGAGCUCGAGCAGAAGAUAGGAAGAGGAAAGGAUUGCCGAUUGAAUAUUACUGUAAAAGCUUGUAUUGGCCGGAGAGAGGUGCUUUCUGUAGUCUUCCCUUUGAAACUAUUGGUCUAGGGUCUGGCUUCUGCCACUCUUGCCAAAUAAAAGAAGCACAGAAAGACAAGGAAACAUUUAAGGUGAAUUCAUCUCGGACUGGUUUUGUAUACCAGGGAACUGAGUAUUCUGUUAAUGAUUAUGUCUAUGUUGGCCCCCAUAAUUUUUCUGGGGAAAGUAUGGAGCAUCUAACUUUCAAGGGUGGGAGGAAUGUAGGCUUGAAACCUUAUGUUGUGUGCCAAGUGUUGGAGAUCAUUGUCACAAAGGAAACCAAACGAAUUGAAGAAAAAUAUACACAGGUUAAAGUCAGAAGAUUUUUCAGACCAGAGGACAUUUCAAUUGAGAAGGCAUACUGCUCUGACAUUCGCGAAGUCUACUACAGUGAAGAAAUGCAUGUGCUGUCUGUUGAAAAUAUUGAAGGUAAAUGUGAAGUCAGAAAGAAGAAUGAUAUUCCAGCAUGCGACGCUCCUGCCAUCUUCCAACAAGUUUUCUUUUGUGAACGUCUGUAUGAUCCUUCUAAGGGGUCCCUCAAGCAGUUGCCAGCUCAUACCAAACUAAGAUACUCAACUGGGGAUGUGGAUGGACAUGUUGCAUCUAGAAAGAAAAAAGGAAAGUGUAAAGAGGGGGAAGAUAAUGUAGGAUAUGAUAAACAAAGUGAAGCAUCCCAGGAAAAUUGUUUGGCAACAUUAGAUAUUUUUGCUGGCUGUGGUGGCUUGUCGGAGGGACUGCGGCAGUCUGGUGUCUCAUUAACCAAGUGGGCAAUUGAGUAUGAAGAACCUGCUGGAGAUGCCUUUAAACUCAAUCAUCCGGAGUCAGCCAUGUUCAUUAAUAACUGCAACGUUAUUCUUAGGGCUGUGAUGGAAAAGUGUGGGGAUGCAGAUGACUGUAUUUCAACUUCUGAAGCUGCAGAGCUUGCUGCAUCUCUUAAGGAGAAGGAUAUUAAUGAUUUACCACUUCCAGGUCAAGUAGAUUUUAUAAACGGAGGGCCUCCAUGUCAGGGUUUCUCUGGAAUGAAUAGGUUCAAUACAAGCACUUGGAGUAAAGUUCAGUGUGAAAUGAUCUUAGCAUUCUUAUCCUUUGCUGAUUACUUCCGGCCGAAGUAUUUCCUUCUAGAGAAUGUGAGGAACUUCGUGUCCUUCAAUAAAGGGCAGACAUUCCGUUUAACUCUUGCUUCACUUCUUGAGAUGGGUUAUCAGGUGAGGUUUGGUAUUCUGGAAGCUGGAGCUUAUGGUGUUUCUCAGUCACGAAAACGUGCAUUUAUAUGGGCAGCCUCCCCUGAAGAGAUACUCCCAGAGUGGCCAGAGCCAAUGCAUGUCUUUGCUGCCCCGGAGUUGAGAAUAACAUUAUCGGAAAAUUUGCAGUAUGCUGCUGCUCGUAGUACAGCAAGUGGAGCCCCUUUCCGUGCAAUAACUGUAAGAGAUACAAUUGGUGAUCUCCCAGCUGUAGGGAAUGGUGCCUCUAAGACAAAUCUUGAGUAUCAAAAUGACCCUGUGUCAUGGUUUCAAAAGAAAAUUCGAGGGAAUAUGGUUCUUCUGACCGAUCAUAUAUCAAAAGAAAUGAAUGAGCUUAAUCUCAUUCGAUGUCAGAAAAUUCCAAAGCGGCCAGGUUCUGAUUGGCAUGACCUUCCAGAUGAAAAGAUAAAACUGUCUACUGGACAAAUUGUUGACUUGAUACCAUGGUGCCUACCGAACACGGCCAAGCGACACAAUCAGUGGAAGGGGCUGUUUGGGAGGUUGGAUUGGGAAGGUAACUUCCCAACGUCCAUCACAGACCCUCAACCAAUGGGUAAGGUGGGGAUGUGCUUUCAUCCUGAGCAGGACAGGAUCCUUACAGUUCGUGAAUGUGCCCGAUCGCAAGGUUUCCCAGAUAGCUACCAGUUUGCUGGUAAUAUCCAACACAAGCACCGGCAGAUCGGAAAUGCCGUACCUCCUCCGUUGGCAUAUGCGUUAGGGAGAAAACUCAAGGAAGCGUUGGACAGUAAGAGGCCUGCAUAAUGCAUUAGCCAUCUUACAUUAUCUAUUGGAUUAGCCAUUGCACAAAACAAAUGACCCUUUUCCCAAUGAUGAUUACCUAAACAUUUAUGGAUAUUCCCCCAUUCGUUUAUUUAGAGAGACCUAAAGUUUACAAAA
Alnus glutinosa is the source of this 5133-nucleotide messenger RNA. Its product is annotated as DNA (cytosine-5)-methyltransferase 1-like. The transcript is spliced from 12 exons. Gene Ontology annotation, molecular function: DNA (cytosine-5-)-methyltransferase activity; chromatin binding. NCBI's taxonomy places the organism in Eukaryota, Viridiplantae, Streptophyta, Magnoliopsida, Fagales, Betulaceae. The record is from RefSeq and is a predicted model, not a curated record. The coding region runs from base 283 to 4998 and encodes 1571 amino acids. Gene Ontology annotation, cellular component: nucleus.